Messenger RNA from Callorhinchus milii (elephant shark), 3030 nucleotides. RefSeq names its product transmembrane protein 259 (gene tmem259). Gene Ontology annotation, cellular component: endoplasmic reticulum. The coding region runs from base 284 to 2362 and encodes 692 amino acids. Gene Ontology annotation, biological process: positive regulation of ERAD pathway; response to endoplasmic reticulum stress. The transcript is spliced from 11 exons. The record is from RefSeq and is a predicted model, not a curated record. Lineage: Eukaryota; Metazoa; Chordata; Chondrichthyes; Chimaeriformes; Callorhinchidae.
CGCUGUGCGAGGAGGCGCUGUUUGCAGGCGCAGCGCUGUGGGAAGCGGAGCGGGAUGGACGGCGGUUGCUGAGAGAGAAAGAGAGGAAGAGGGCUGUGAGCGCGUCUGGACGGGAGGCCCCGCGAGGAGAGGGAGACAGAGCGCGAGCAGAGGCGGGGAGCGCGGCCGGAGAGAGAGAGAGAGAGAGGAAGCGAGAGGCGCCGCCUGGGCCCCAGAAGCCCCGCUUUCUAGUUUGAGUUGCGGCCGAGGCCGAGGAGCGGGGAGGGGGCGGGGAGGGGGCAAAAUGUCGGAAAAUCAACCCAACAACAACAAUAACAACGCGAACCGCGCGCGGAACAACAACCCGAACCCACUCAUCAAUGUCCGCGACCGCCUGUUCCACGCUCUCUUCUUCAAGAUGGCCGUGACGUACGCCAGAGUCUUCCCUCCGUCCUUCAGGAGAAUGUUCGAGUUUUUCGUCCUUUUAAAGGCUCUCUUCGUUCUGUUUAUUUUGGCUUACAUUCACAUCGCCUUUUCCCGCUCUCCAAUCAAUUGCCUGGAACACGUCCGGGAGAAGUGGCCCCGAGAUGGCAUCUUACGGGUGGAAAUCCAGCGCAAUUCCAGCCGAGCCCCCAUUUUCCUUCAGUUCUAUGACUCGGACAGCUUUGCAGGCAUAGUGAAGGAUCCUGCAGAGGAGGAAGAGCUGAGCGUAGAAAUGUUUGACAACACUUCCAUACAGUUUGAAUUGGACAUAGAACCCAAAGUGUUCCUAAAGCCCUCACUGGGAAACAAAGCUGAAGUGGUAACCCAGGUGAUACAGAAUGACAGUCAGGGGCUCUCAUUCACUGAGGCGUCCACUAAAGGUAUGCAGCCUCUGCAGGAAACGGUCUCCGAGUUUGAGAUGCUAACCAGAGCAGUCUGGCCACAAGAGGAGUACAUAGUGGAAUACUCACUGGAAUAUGGCUUCCUCCGACUAUCCCAGAGUACCAGGCAGCGCCUCAACAUCCCAGUCAUGGUCGUCAUCCUGGAUCCAACCAAAGACCUGUGUUUCGGGGAUGGGUUUAGCCGAUUUCUUUUGGAUGAAUUCUUGGGAUAUGAUGAUAUACUGAUGUCCAGUGUGAAAGCAUUAGCGGAAAAUGAGGAAAACAAAGGGUUUUUGCGUAACGUGGUAUCAGGCGAGCACUAUCGUUUUGUCAGCAUGUGGAUGGCCAGGACCUCCUAUCUGGCAGCCUUUGUCAUCAUGGUGAUAUUUACGCUGUCAGUGUCUAUGCUGCUGCGCUACUCUCACCAUCAGAUCUUUGUCUUUAUUGUUGAUUUGUUGCAGAUGCUAGAGAUGAACAUGACAAUUGCAUUUCCUGCUGCUCCCUUACUUACUGUGAUACUAGCGCUAGUUGGUAUGGAAGCCAUUAUGUCUGAAUUCUUCAAUGACACAACAACAGCGUUUUACAUUAUUCUGAUUGUGUGGCUGGCUGACCAGUACGAUGCGAUUUGCUGCCACACGAACACCAGCAAACGCCACUGGCUCAGGUUCUUUUAUCUGUAUCACUUUGCUUUUUAUGCCUAUCAUUACCGCUUCAAUGGACAGUACAGCAGUCUGGCUCUGGUAACCUCCUGGCUCUUUAUACAGCAUUCAAUGAUCUACUUUUUCCAUCACUAUGAGCUUCCCGCCAUCCUGCAGCAGAUCCGCAUUCAGGAGAUGUUGCUGCAGAACCAGCAGGCUGGGCAGGCUAACCAGACCACGCUUCAGGACAACCUAAACAACAACACUGCCACCGACAGCGGGCAGCCCAGCCCUGCCCCCCACGAGGGGCCCCUCCCACCCUCCUCCACCUCCAACUCAGACCAGCCGAGCAGUUCUGCUAGCCUGGCGGGCAGCAUUCAGCCCGUCCGUGGCCAGAAUGUAAACCCCGAGACCUCCCCCCUCCCCCGGGUGGGGGAAACGGCUGCAAUGAUCUCAGACAGGAUGGCCUCCCUGGAACCAAGCCCUGCUCCAGACGAGCCCAAUCCCAGAGUGACGGGGUCGGGCAGCAGCAGCAGCCCCAGUGAUCCUGUGAACGAUUCCGGUAGUGUUUGGCCAGGCCAGCCAGCUGAGGAAAGUGUUGGGAGGAUGCACGCAGAGUCCUCUUGCAGUGGUGAGCCCGCAACCGACGAGGAUCCGAGCACCUUACAGCACCAAGCGCAGGAGAGCAAGGAGGGCGUUCUCACUAAAACUGAUCACCUGAACUCGUGCCUCCCACAGGACAAGGAGACCUACACACAUUCAUCUCAGUACAGCAGUGGUCUCGUUGAUGCAAGCUUUGAUCAAACAGAAUUGGACAAUGCAAGCCCCUCAAACAGCUCACUAACUCAGACAGGCGGUCACAGCACUACCCAAACCUCGUGACUUUGUUUUUCCGUUGUGUCAGGCAAUCUGUGGGGAAGGUACCAGAAGGAAGACACUUUGAAGUUGACAGAAAGCAGUAGGUGGGGUGGGCUGGGGCUGGGAGGGAUGGACUGUCUGUUUCAUAUUCCAAACAAGAAAACCAAAAUAUUCAAGUGCUUUUUGACCUGUUCCUGAAGCAGAGCAAGUUUGCGAGCAAGAGCAAAGCGGUGGGGAGCUUUCAUGGCAGGAGUUUGAUCAUAAGUGUUUGUAAUGCUCAGCACAGCUGUGUAUAUUACUGUAAUAUUUGUGCUGCUAAGAAAUGGUUUUGGUCCUGACAAGUGAAGGACCUCAAUCUGCUGCAGCCAGUGUCCAGAAAGUGUCAGGGUGGGUGUGAAGAUGACAGCUCAUGUUUAGCCACAUGGCCCUCAGUGCAAUAGGCUGAUAUGUGUUGAUUCAGUCCCACAAGGUGUGUCAUUACCUGAAGACUUGGUCUCGUUUCUGAGCAGGUGCCUACGUACAAAAGAGGUUGAACAGUCGUAGUGUCAGCGAUUCCUUAUAGCUUCUAAUAAACAUUGAAUUGAACUAAUUUGGAUAUGAUUCAGAUUGAUUUUCCUGUUGGCAAUAUUGUAUUUAAAUGUGUAAUGUAAGAGUUUGUCUUUGUAUAUAUUAAAAUAAAUAUGAUAUCUGAA